AUGGGAUUUCUCUCGAAACUGAACCAGCUAUUUUCCACCCUCCAAGCCCUCAAAGCUGAAAUCACCGAAUCUAAAUCCUUAUUUGACGAUCUCAAAUCUCGAGUUUCCACCCCCAGUCUCCCAGUAUCAAACCCCACCCUCUCAUCCUGGCAAGAUGACCCAUUGCAAAUUCCAAUGCAGCCCCUCCCUACCACAGCCGAGAUAAUAAUCAUCGGAUCAGGGAUCUCAGGAGCAAGCAUCGCCUACACACUCCUCAAGAAAUGCCCAUCAUCAAAGAUCGUCAUGCUCGAAGCGCGCGAGAUUUGCAGUGGCGCCACAGGCCGCAACGGAGGUCAUAUCAAAUGCUCCGCGUAUAUGGAAUAUUCCACGCUGAAAGCUAGAUUCGGAAAUAGUGCCAAGCAACUCCUACGGUAUCAGAAACGACAUAUGCCACUCUUACUGGGACUGAUAGAAGAAUUGAAAAUCGAGGCAGAAGCGAGGGAGGUGGAAACUGUUGAUGUCUUCACCGAUGAAAAGGCAUGGGGGGAGGCGAAGCAAAUGGUAAAGGAAUUCAAGACAGAUUUGCCAGAAGAGGCAGAAGAUAUCAUUGUCUAUGAUGGCGUGGACGGAUGUCAGGAAUACCAUGUCAAUCCAGCACAUUGCUGCGGAAUCAUCACCUACAAAGCCGCGGCUCUAUCACCCCACAAGUUCAUUAUAUCACUGUACGCAAUGUUGCUCCAAAAUCCCAACUUCACGAUAUCACCUGGCACUGCGGUGACAGAGAUUACGUCCGCGGAUAAGUAUACGGUCUUUACGGGCAGAGGAAAAAUAUGUGCUUCGAGUAUCGUGCAUGCUACGGAUGGGUUCGCAGCAACACUCAUCCCAGGGUUGGAGGGUAAGAUCUUUCCUGUGCGUGGACAUGUGACAACGCAAUCUGGAUGUGGAUUUGAUGCCUCGAGAUCGUGGUGUAUUCAUCACAAGCGUGGAUUCGACUACAUCAGCCAGAGGCCUGGGGGCGAAUUGGUGGUGGGUGGAGGCAUGAUACAAUCACCCGGAUGGGGAGUUGAUGAGUUUGGGAUCUGGAGAGAUGAUGGUAUUUGCUAUUCAAUCCGAGCGUAUCUAGGAGGUCUUGUGGAGACGGUUUUCGAGACGCAGACGAAGACGGAACGGGCGUGGAGUGGGUGUAUGGGAUUCACGCCUGAUUUGUUACCUUUCGUUGGGAGGUUGGAGUCGAGUAUGACAGGCAGAAGGAGUGAUGGAGAGUGGAUUUCUGCAGGGUUUCAAGGGGAGGGCAUGGUUCUUGCGUGGCUGUCUGGGGUGGCAGUUGGUUUGAUGAUUGCUGGAGACCAAGAGUAUCAGGACGAGGCAGGGAUUCCUGGUGGAAGAGUUCAGGACUGGUUGCCCAGGGAAUUAAUAUGCUCGAAGGAACGGGUUGAUCGCUUGAGUGUCUCUGAUCUAGCUGCCCUUUUGUGA
Messenger RNA from Penicillium olsonii, 1452 nucleotides. Lineage: Eukaryota; Fungi; Ascomycota; Eurotiomycetes; Eurotiales; Aspergillaceae. The record is from the annotation of a GenBank genome assembly.